AUGGACUUGUUUGAGUAUGGGGCAAAAGACUAUCUUGUUGUAGUAGACUACUACUCCAAGUUCCCAGAAAUCAGCCUACUCGAGAGAAAACCCGCGAGUGAGGUGAUCACGUAUCUCCGGUCCAUCCUCGCGAGGCACGGGAUACCGGAAACUAUUGUAUCUGACAAUCAACCGUUUAGCUCCCGUAAGCUCAAAGACAUUGCUAGGAAAUGGGACAUUGAACUAUGUACCUCAAGCCCAACCUACCCCCAGUCAAACGGACUUAGUAAAUGGGCUGCACAAACAGUUAAGAACAUCCUUAGAAAGUCAGCCGAGGAAGCGAGUGACCCAUACAUCGCGUUACUCGAAUACCGAAACGCACCCAUUGCGGGAAUGAAUUACUCUCCCGCUCAACUGCUGAUGAGCAGAACACUUCGAUCAAGAUUACCAGCAAAAAGUACAGCGCUGAUGCCAAGAAUUGCAAAGGAUGCAUGUGAGCAGCUCAAAAUGAGACAGAAUGAGCAGGCACGCCUAUAUAACAAGCAUGCAAAACCGUUACCAGAGCUACAGACUGGUGAUACCGUCAGGAUCAUGCAGGACCCAGAAAACUUGGGAACCAGCU
Messenger RNA from Priapulus caudatus, 601 nucleotides. RefSeq lists its product as uncharacterized. The transcript has a single exon. The record is from RefSeq and is a predicted model, not a curated record. NCBI's taxonomy places the organism in Eukaryota, Metazoa, Priapulida, Priapulimorpha, Priapulimorphida, Priapulidae. The annotation marks the transcript as partial. Gene Ontology annotation, biological process: DNA integration. Gene Ontology annotation, molecular function: nucleic acid binding.